UGCUUUGAAUUGGAGAUGGAACAGCGGAUUCGAUGGAAGAUUUCAACAGUGUAUUUGAUGGAAGAUUCAGCGGCGGAUUCGAUGGAAGAUUCAACGGUGGAUUCGAUGGAAGAUUCAACGGUGGAUUCGAUGGAAGAUUCAACGGUGGAUUCGAUGGAAGAUUUCAACGGCGGAUUUGAUGGAAGAUUCAACGGCGGAUUCGAUGGAAGAUUCAACGGUGUAUUCGAUGGAAGAUUCAACGGUGGAUUCGAUGGAAGAUUUCAACGGUGGAUUUGAUGGAAGA
Messenger RNA from Blastomyces dermatitidis ER-3, 283 nucleotides. RefSeq lists its product as uncharacterized. The transcript has a single exon. The coding region runs from base 16 to 276 and encodes 86 amino acids. The record is from RefSeq and is a predicted model, not a curated record. Lineage: Eukaryota; Fungi; Ascomycota; Eurotiomycetes; Onygenales; Ajellomycetaceae.